This is a messenger RNA of Oncorhynchus nerka (sockeye salmon), 4859 nucleotides long. RefSeq names its product kinesin-like protein KIF3B. Lineage: Eukaryota; Metazoa; Chordata; Actinopteri; Salmoniformes; Salmonidae. Gene Ontology annotation, cellular component: microtubule associated complex. The coding region runs from base 188 to 2455 and encodes 755 amino acids. The transcript is spliced from 9 exons. The record is from RefSeq and is a predicted model, not a curated record. Gene Ontology annotation, biological process: spindle elongation; microtubule-based movement; mitotic spindle organization. Gene Ontology annotation, molecular function: microtubule motor activity; ATP binding; microtubule binding.
AACCGGCACCUCUCCAUCCGGGACAGUUUUCUGGGAUGCAAAGGAACGGCUGCUCUAAUGGCUGACUGGGUGGAAGCACUGGAUUGACUGAUUCUGAUGUUGGCAUCUCUGAUAUUGUGAACUCUUGACUCUGUACAAUACUUGAAGGAAAGAAACUCAAGGCCAGUUUGUCUGGGGACCAGUCACGAUGUCUAAGACCAGAGAGUCGGUGAAGGUGGUGGUUCGCUGUCGACCCAUGAAUGAGAAGGAGCGAGCAGCUAACUUUGAGAGGGUGGUGCAGGUGGAUGUGAAACUGGGCCAGGUGGCCGUGCGAAACCCCCGGGGGGCUGCAGCCCACGAACACCCCAAGGUCUUUACAUUUGACUCUGUGUACGACUGGAACUCCAAACAGGUGGAUCUCUAUGAUGAAACCUUCAGGCCCCUGGUGGACUCUGUCUUACUUGGUUUCAAUGGGACCAUAUUUGCGUACGGCCAGACGGGUACAGGAAAGACCUACACUAUGGAGGGGGUGCGCAAUGACCCAGAGAGAAGGGGUGUAAUCCCCAAUUCCUUUGAGCACGUCUUCACACACAUCUCCCGCUCCCAGAACCAGCAGUACCUGGUGAGGGCCUCGUACCUGGAGAUCUACCAGGAGGAGAUCAGGGACCUGCUGUCCAAGGACCAGUCCGGCCGGCUGGAGCUGAAAGAGAGGCCAGACACAGGUGUAUAUGUCAAGGACCUCUCCUCCUUCGUCACUAAGAGUGUACGAGAAAUAGAGCAUGUCAUGAACGUGGGGAACCAGAACCGCUCAGUGGGCUCCACCAAUAUGAAUGAGCACAGUUCCCGGUCACAUGCCAUUUUCGUCAUUACCAUCGAGUGCAGCGAGCUCGGUGUCGACGGAGAGAACCACAUUCGAGUGGGCAAACUGAACCUGGUGGACCUGGCUGGCAGUGAGAGGCAGACCAAGACAGGAGCCCAAGGAGAGCGCCUGAAGGAAGCCACCAAGAUUAACCUGUCCCUGUCAGCCUUGGGGAAUGUCAUCUCUGCCCUGGUGGAUGGCAGGAGCACCCACAUCCCCUACCGCGACUCCAAGCUCACCCGUCUGCUACAGGACUCCCUGGGGGGCAAUGCCCGCACAGUCAUGGUGGCUAACAUCGGACCAGCAUCUUACAACGUGGAGGAGACACUGACCACAUUACGCUACUCAAACCGGGCCAAGAACAUUAAGAACAAGCCCCGCGUCAACGAGGACCCUAAAGAUGCUCUGCUCAGAGAGUUCCAGGAAGAGAUUGCUCGACUCAAAGAACAGUUGGGGAAACGCUCAGGGAAAAAGAAGAAGAAGAGAAGGGGGUUUGGAGAAGCUGGGGAUGAACUACAAGAGGACAUAGAGGAUGGAGAGACGGAGGAGGAUGAUGAUGAUGAUGGUGUAGAACCAUCUGAUAAAGUGGGUGCAGAUUAUUGGCGUGUACAGCAGGAGAAGUUGGAGAGGGAGAGGAAGGCCAUCAUGGAGGAUCACAGUCUGGUGGCGGAGGAGAAACAGAGGCUGCUAAAGGAGAAGGAGAGGAAGAUGGACGCCCUGAAAAAGGAGCAGGAAGCAGGCGAGAUGCUUACUGCCAAAGUGAAGGCAAUGGAGAGUAAGCUUCUGAUGGGAGGGAAGAACAUUGUGGACCACACCAACGAACAACAAAGGAUCCUGGAACAGAAGAGACAGGAAAUUGCUGAACAGAAACGCAGAGAGAGGGAGAUGAAACAGCAGGUGGAGAAUCGUGACGAGGAGACCCUGGAGUUGAAGGAGACGUACAGCUCUCUACAACAGGAAGUAGACAUCAAGACCAAGAAGCUGAAAAAGCUGUUUGCGAAGCUGCAGGCAGUGAAAACAGAGAUCUAUGAGGUCCAGGAGUUGCACAUCAAGGAGAGACAGGAGCUGGAACAGACCCAGAACGAGUUGACCAGGGAUCUCAAACUCAAGCAUCUCAUCAUUGAGAAUUUCAUCCCCAUGGAGGAGAAGAAUAAGAUUGUGAACAGGGCGUUGUUCGACGAGGAGGACGACCACUGGAAGAUGCGUCCCAUCACACGCAUAGAGGAUGACCAGCAGAUGAUGACCAGGCCAGUGUCAGCGGUGGGCUACAGAAGACCCCUGAGUCAGCACGCCCGCACGUCCAUGGUGAUGAUGGCUGACGUCAGAUACAAGUCUGAGAAUAUCCUGAUGCUGGAGAUGGACCUUCCUGCUCGGACCACUAAGGAGUACGAGGGGCCAGUCAUAGCGCCCACGGUAGCAGCAGCGUUGGAGGAUGCUCUGCGGGAAGAGGAUGCGAUCCAGGUGGACGCCUCCAGGUUCCACAGCAGCCUCGAACCCACCAGCACUGGGGCAGUCAAGAAACCAAAGUCUGGCCGCACCAAUGUCAGAGGAAACAGUGUACAGCUGGUGAUCGAAGUCAGCUUGCAGGCGCACAGCCCCGCCACAAGGAGUCGCUAGAGUGCGAUGAUACAAGAAAAUCCCGGCCGGCCAAACCCUCCCAUAACCCGGACGAUGCUGGGCAAAUUGUGCGCCGUCUCAUGGGUCUCCUGGUGAUGGCUGACUGUGACACAGCCUGGGAUCGAACCCGGAGCUGUAGUGAAGCCUCCAGCACUGCUGCGCCACUCGGAAGGCCCAGCUGCAGAGGGCCCAUGCCAAAUCUUUUCAGCCUCCUGACAACUGUUGGUGUGUGGACCAUGAUAAUUCCUUAGUGAUUAGGUGUUUUAAUCCCAGGGUCCUUAGCUAGUGCUAAGCAUUCCAACGUGUUCCUUUUUGUCCAGAAGGGAAAUGGAAGUGUGGAGUGCAAUCGAGAUUGUAUCAUCUAUGGAUCUGUUGGAAUGCGAAUUGGAGUGGGUCCAGGCUGUGAACCAUAACCAGCCUUUCAAAGCUUUUCAUGGCUAGAAAUGUGAGUGCUACACGGCGAUAGUCAUUUAGACAUGUUACCUUGGCGUUCUUGGGCACAGAGACUUUGGUGGUCUGCUUGAAACAUGUAAGUAUUACAGACUGAGUCAGGGAGAGGUUGAAAAUGUCAGUGAAGACACUUGCCAGCUGGUCAGUGCAUUUUGAGUUCUGGUAAUCCGGCUGGCCCUGCAGCCUUGUGAAUGUUUAACGUGUUUAAAGGUCUUCCUCACAUCGGCUACGGAGAGCGUGAUCACGCAGUUGUCCGGAACAGCUGGUGCUGUGUUGCUUGCCUCAAAGCAAGGUAUUUAGCUCGUCUGGUAGACUCUCGUCACUGGACAGCUCGCGGCUGGGUUUCCCUUUGUAAUCCAUGAUAGUUUGCAAGCCCUGCCACCUCUGAGCGUCCGAGCCGGUUUAAUAGGUUUUGAUCUUGGUCCUAUAUUUACGUUUUGCCAGUUCGUUGGAGGGCGUAGAAGAAUUUCUUAUAAGCGUCCGGAUUAGUGUCCCGCUCUUUGAAAGGGGGAGCUCUAGCCUUUAGCUCAGUGCGGAUGUUGCCUGUAAUCCAUGGCUUCUGGCGUCCGUCCCCCCGCCUCUAGUUGCACAGGUGACAUGCUGGUAGAAAUUAGGUCAAUGAUUUUCAGUUUCCCUUCAUUAGUCACUGGCCACUAGGCAUUAGUCACUGGCAUUUUCUUAUUUAUUACCUUUAUUUAACUAGGCAAGUCAGUUAAGAACAAAUUCUUAUUUUCAAUGACAGCCUAGGAACAGUGGGUUAACUGCCUGUUCAGGGGCAGAACGACAGAUUUGUACCUUAUCAGCUCGGGGGUUUGAACUUGCAACCUUCCAGUUACUAGUCCAACGCUCUAACCACUAGGCUACCCUGCCGCCCUAUACCGCUCUUUGAGUGUGGUCUUAGUGGUGGUAAAUGGACAGCUACAAAAAAUAAACUCUCUUGGUAAAUAAUGUGGUGCGUGGGUCAGCUGUUUAUUUAGCUGCACCCACCCACAAUUGCUAAUAACCCAUUGGCAACCGCCUGACUACAUGUGAAAACCUAAGGCCCACACCAAACCCUAUCCUGCUAAUAUAGAAAAUGCACUCGGUGGAACAAAUAUUUGAUGGGGUGGAGAAUAUUUUUUUGAAUUUCCCAGAUUUUUCAAAUGUAUUUUUUAUUUUUUUAGAUCUGUUUCUGCUUGUAAUUUCCAACAUUUCUGUAGGCUGUUUGUUAGUCAACUUGUCUAUAAUUAGAUCCACGCAGCUUCUCUUCUGACAUCAUAUGUUGCCCUAGAAGACUAAAUAAACCAUUACUCAACAGAAUGUCAUACAUUUAUUUUAUAGAAUGAAUGCUUCAAUCUAGUUGACAUCUAUAAAGUUUCUGUCAUCUCCAUUUGUGGAGCAAAGACGUUUUAGGGACCGGGGAUAAAAGACAAUAAUAGAAACAAAUAGAAAUGUCCAAACGACAUCAGUUUGACUGUUUGUAUGGAAAUAGAAAGCUGUGAAAACGACCCAAUGUUUCUGAAAAAGAGUUCAGUUUGGGCCGGAUGCAUAUUUUAUGUGGUUGAAAUAUAAUCAAUGUCUUUCACCUCCGACUCAUUGAAGUAGAAAUCUUUGUUCUUAAUCGAGGUUAGUGAUCGCUUUUCUGAUGUCCAGAAGAUCUUUUCUGUUAUAAGAAACGAUGACUGCAACAUUAUGUACAAAGAAAAGUUACGAUCAGCACAAAAAAAAAUAGCACAAUUGGUCAGGAGCUAUAAAAUGGUCACUUCCCUCCAGUGCCAUUCUGGGUUUUGUCCUUAGUUAUUUCAGUAGGGAAGGUUUCUGCCUGUUUAGUAUCACAGGUCUACUCGAUACCACAGGGUUUAUAAAGCAAUAAUCAUAAGCAAAUUUAGAAGCCAUCCAAUGAUGUUUCCACAUCGAUGUCCCCCCCCCCCCCCACACACUAACACACACACAAAAAACGUUUUCUUCUUCUCUU